Messenger RNA from Blastomyces gilchristii SLH14081, 1362 nucleotides. RefSeq lists its product as uncharacterized. Gene Ontology annotation, cellular component: nucleus. The record is from RefSeq and is a predicted model, not a curated record. The transcript has a single exon. Bases 1 to 1362 code for a protein of 453 amino acids. NCBI's taxonomy places the organism in Eukaryota, Fungi, Ascomycota, Eurotiomycetes, Onygenales, Ajellomycetaceae.
AUGGCGUUAGUAUCAUAUUCAGACUCUGAAGGUUCAGAUUCAGGAUCUGCAUCGACUACACAAUUAUUUGAAAAGAAGAAAGCAGCAGGCCCCACUGCACUUUCGAGUUCCCGCGAGUCCUCAAAACCAACUUUUCAACCUCUCACUGAUCGAAGGAAUCCAGGCAAGAUCCUCGUGAGCCUGCCUGAUGCAGAUGAGCAUGCCAGAUGCAAUGCUCAGCAAAAUGGUAGCGACGAUAAUGACGGUGAUGGUCCGGCGAGGAAACGCCCUAGAAUAAGUGCUCAGGGUGGUGGUGGGGGUGCGUUUUCGGGCUUCAAUUCUUUUCUCCCCGCACCGAAGCGGAAGGGACCUGUUAAACCUGGGCUGGAUAAGAGAAGUGAUGGGACGGCGGCACCCCGCAAAGUGUUUAGUUUGAAGACGGGGGCGGAACCGGGGUUCGACAGGCAGGCUGAUGAACAGAUGAAGUGGGAUCUCGAUAAUGGUGGCCUCCCUGGGACGACGGGGGAGGAGACUAAGGCUGGAGUGGCGGAUGGAUAUAGUAUUGGGGUAACUGAACCUGUCAAAGAGAAGGUGGAGGAACCUGCUGUUAAGCCGAAGGGGAAUGCGAUGAUGUUCAAGCCGCUGUCUGUGGCUAGGGGUACGACCAAGAAGAAGAAAGUGAGGACCACGGUGGUACCGCCUCCUCAGACUACGUCGUCAGCCGAUGGAGGGAAGCCAGUGCAUGAGACUAUGACAACAGCUGGGCAGAUGAAAGUCGGAGAUACCAUCUCUAAACCAGCUCCGAAACCUAAGAUUAGCCUCUUUGGACUUGGGAAGGAAGAGGAACAAGCACCGUCCGCUUUACCAUCCUCCUCUGCCCCCUACAUACCUUUAGGAUACAACACAUCCUCCGAACCCAACACAUCCUCCGAACCCCAACACGACACCUCCACCAUUAUACCCUCGGAGUCCUCAAGCCCUCCGCCCUCCGCACGCGUCCCCGAACAGCAGCGUCAACAACCGCAAACCCUCGCCAGCAUCGCCGAUGAUCUGAAUCUUACCCCCGCUCAGAAACGGCAACUGCUGGGCCGCCAGGGCGUCUCUUCAUCUGCUUCCAACGCCGCUGGCGCGACACAAUCGAACCCCAACAUAAUAACAUUCAACACAGAUCAGGAGUACUCCUCCAACAAUGCAUUCCUCCUCACUGCAUCAGAGGUAGAACUAGCUGCCCAACAACAUAAUCCUGUUCGUUCAAUUGCGCCGGGUAAACACAGCUUGCAGCAGCUGGUUAACGCAGUUAGUACUCAGCGUGAGGCACUGGAGGAGAGUUUUGUGGCUGGCAGGAGGAACAAGAGGGAGGCAGGGAACAAGUAUGGAUGGUAA